This is a messenger RNA of Hippopotamus amphibius kiboko, 4176 nucleotides long. RefSeq names its product atos homolog A (gene ATOSA). Lineage: Eukaryota; Metazoa; Chordata; Mammalia; Artiodactyla; Hippopotamidae. The transcript is spliced from 13 exons. The record is from RefSeq and is a predicted model, not a curated record. Bases 466 to 3735 code for a protein of 1089 amino acids.
AAGCCACUCGGGGCUAGCUCACAACUCUGCGCCAGCAUCCCGUGUGGAGGAGGAGGAGACUAUAAUUAUCCUCCACGUCUGGGGCAGGUCCUCGGAUGACAUCUCCCCAGUUACCCUGUGCCCUAAUUGCGCAGCUCCGGUUCCUGGUGCCAGACGCGACGCAGCCGGCUUGGAGCCCGGGCAGGAAGCGAGCGCCGCCGAAGCGCCCGGCGCCUCUCGGGCCUCCCCGGCUCCGCCGGCCCUUCGCAGCCGCGAGCACCUGCAAAGAAACCCAGGCCCCCAGGCUAGCGCCCCGGGGCGCGCCGGGCGUUGCUAUAACAACCGGGCGCCCGCCGCAGAGGCCGCCGGGGAGGAAGUGACGAGCGCGUUUUGAAAACGGAGCAGUAGCCACAAAAUCAGCGGCGAACCUGUUAAAAGAACCCACACGUGUAUUUCACAGCACCUUGGGUGGAAAUUGGCGUGAAAAUGAAGCCAGACCGAGAUACUCUGGAUGAAUAUUUUGAAUACGAUGCAGAGGAGUUCUUGGUCUCUCUGGCCUUGUUAAUUACAGAAGGACGAACACCUGAAUGUUCUGUUAAAGGUCGGACGGAAAGUUUCCAUUGCCCUCCAGCACAGUCCUGUUACCCUGUAACUACCAAACAUGAAUGCAGUGACAAGUUGGCCCAGUGUCGCCAAGCCAGACGAACUAGGUCUGAGGUUGCAUUGCUGUGGAAGAAUAACCUUCCAAUCAUGGUGGAAGUGAUGCUACUACCAGACUGCUGCUACAGUGAUGAUGGGCCCACCAUAGAAGGAAUUGACCUAAAUGAUCCUGCAAUCAAGCAAGAUGCGUUAUUAUUAGAGAGAUGGAUAUUGGAGCCAGUUCCUCGACAGAGUGGCGAUCGAUUUAUUGAAGAGAAGACUCUCCUAUUGGCUGUCCGCUCAUUUGUGUUUUUUUCUCAAUUAAGUGCUUGGCUGAGUGUUUCUCAUGGUGCUAUUCCACGAAAUAUUCUUUACAGAAUCAGUGCUGCUGAUGUAGACCUACAGUGGAAUUUUUCACAGACUCCAAUUGAACAUGUGUUUCCUGUUCCCAAUGUUUCUCACAACGUGGCCUUGAAAGUCAGCGUUCAGUCCUUGCCCAGACAAUCUAAUUAUCCCGUUUUGACCUGUAGUAUUCACACUAAUAUUGGCCUUUAUGAGAAAAGAAUUCAAGAACAUGAACUCAAAACCCAUCAGCACCGAAAUUCUACUGAAGCAGAACAAUGUAGUACAAACAGUUCACAACGUCUGUGUAGCAAACAAACUUGGACCAUGGCACCCGAAAGCAUAAUAUUACAUGCAAAAAAUGGCACAACUCCAGAAUAUACUGCAGCUGUCAAAAAUGUCAAACUGUAUCUGGGCACUAGCAGUAAAGCUGACUAUGGAACAUCUCAAGGCAAUAUUCUGGGCUUCAGUGGUAUAGGAGAUAAAAAGCCACAUGAAACAUCAGUGAGAACUUUAAAAUCAUUUUCAGUGAUUGAUUCCAGUGAAUCUAGCCGCCAGAGUUCCUGGCAGUCAGUUGGUGAGACUAAUCCUUUAAUAGGCUCUUUAAUUCAGGAGCGACAAGAAGUUAUUGCAAGAAUAGCUCAGCAUUUGAUUCACUGUGAUCCAAGCACUUCACAUGUUUCUGGACAUCCACUUAAUACACAAGAAUCUAGUUCACUUAAUUCAAAACUUUUCUGGGUUUCACAGGAAAAUGAAAAUGUGAAAAAAUGUAAAGAAACAUUCUCCAUUUCUUUUGGUAGUCCAGAGCUCACCUCCUCAGAAGACACCAAUGAAGGGAAAAUUCGAGGAAAACUAGAAACUCCUCGAAGUGACACUUGCAUCUCUAAUGGUCUUCAUUCUCGUCAGUCUGUUGGUGAGACUAAUCCUUUGAUAAGCUCUUUACUCCAGGAACGGCAAGAUGUCAUUGCAAGGAUUGCUCAGCACUUGGAGCAUAUUGAUCUAACGGCAUCUCAUAUGCCCCGGCAAUCAUUCAAUAUGCAGGAUUCCAGUUCAGUUCCUUCUAAAGUGUUUAGGAGUUCCUAUGAAGACAAAAAUUUGUUGAAAGAAAACAAGGAUGAUGCCUCUGUUUCCAUUUCUAAUACAAAACUUUCCUUGUUAGAUGACAUCAGUGAAGGGAAAAACUUAGUACCUAAUAAAUAUUUUAGUUCUUUUAAAUGCAGUAGUAAAGUCAAGCCUUCUUUGAAACUUCAAACAAGAAGAAAUCUGUAUCAGGACAAUCCUAGUGAAAUCCAAAGUACAUUUCGAGAGACACAGAACAAAGCCACUGGUUUAACAAGUCCUUCAAAUAUGUCUCAUUGCAAAGAAAAUAACUUAGAUUUGACAAUCAGAUUGGAAAACACUCUUUCUCAGUGUCAAUUUAAGGAGCAAGAAAUUAACAAUGAAAUCGAUAAACAGUAUUCAAAUUGUAACAGUAUUGACAAACAGAUUUGCACAAAUAAGCAUAAGGACAAAAUAAUAAUAAAUGAAAGUUAUAAUCCGGAAUCUUUUAACAAUUACCAGUUUGAUAAUUCAAAAAAAAAUGACUCAAAAAUAAAAGUUACUGUAUUGGAAGUGUCUGGUUAUUUGAACAAACAUGAAAAUGAGUGCUCAAAUAAAGACUCUAAAAGACCUAAGUCAUGUGAACAAAAUACUCAACUUAAUAGUAUAGAAAAUUAUCUCAAUAAAGAUGGUGAAGGUUUCAAAUGCAAAAAGCCAGAACAAUCGAAAAAUGAACAGGAUAAGAAAGAAGAUCCAAUUGAUGAAAAAUCUCUAAGCUGUUCUCAGAGAAAGAAUAUGAAAGACUGUUUGUCUAUGUGUGAACGACUGAAAAAUAAAGAGGUGUUGCAGAGAACUAUACCACUUAAACACUCAAGUGUCUGGCAGAAACAUAAUUUUCAUUCCUUGGAUGGAACCUCAACCAGAGCCUUUCAUCCUCGAACUGGAUUGCCUCUUCUUUCCAGUCCUGUUCCUCAAAGAAAGGCACAAUCAGGUUGCUUUGAUCUGGAUUCUUCAUUACUGCAUCUGAAAAGCUUAUCAUCUAGAAGUCCUCGACCAUGUUUAAACAUUGAAGAUGAUCCAGAUAUUCGUGAAAAACCAUUUCUGAGUUCUAGUGCUCCACCUAUAACAAGUCUUAGUCUCUUAGGAAAUUUUGAGGAAUCUGUCUUGAACUAUCGUUUAGAUCCUCUUGGCAUUGUUGAUGGCUUUACUGCCGAGGUAGGGGCAAGUGGUGUUUUCUGCCCCACUCAUUUGACUCUUCCAGUUGAAGUGUCAUUCUACAGUGUUUCCGAUGAUAAUGCUCCCUCUCCUUAUAUGGGUGUGAUUACUCUAGAGUCCCUUGGUAAAAGGGGUUAUCGAGUACCUCCUUCAGGAACAAUACAAGUGACCUUAUUUAAUCCUAAUAAGACUGUGGUGAAGAUGUUUGUUGUGAUAUAUGACUUACGAGAUAUGCCAGCCAAUCAUCAGACAUUCCUACGACAAAGAACUUUUUCGGUACCUGUUAAACAAGAAAUGAAGAGAAGUGUUAAUAAAGAGAACAUCCGACAUACAGAAGAACGGUUAUUACGCUACCUCAUACAUCUGAGGUUCCAGAGUUCUAAAUCUGGAAAGAUCUACCUCCAUAGAGAUGUACGGCUCCUGUUCUCUAGAAAGUCAAUGGAAGUUGAUAGCGGUGCUGCAUAUGAACUCAAAUCUUACACUGAAUCACCAACAAACCCUCAGUUUUCACCAAGAUGUUGAUAAGGAGUGACAAUUUAACAUAUUUGCUCAGUAUCCAAGUUUGAAAGUAAAAAUUAGCAUAGAAGGGAGUGUACCAAAUUAACAAGCAGGAGAGUGGAUCCUCUUCUGUUAUCCUGGACCAGUUUUUAUUAAAGGAUUCCUGGAAUGAGAUCCACAUAUUCCAAGUAGACUGGAAACACUCACGUCCUAAUCCUUUUUGUACUGUUGAAACCACUUCAUUGGACAUGUUGCAAUAGCAAACCACCCCCCCCCCCCACACACACACGGUUAGAUUAGUGUUUACAUGUUUUAUUUCUUAGUUAUUUAAUAUUUAAUGUUUUCCUUAAUACUCAAAUGAUGUUUGUCUCUAGUGUUCUAAUGUAGCACAAAUCCUAUGUAAAAUCAUACUAUGUAUUUUUGACAUUAAUGUUGAAAUCUGAAAUAUAUGCACAAGUCUUUUAA